AUGGCCACUGUCUCUCACUCACUUCUACCUUUGCUUUUCUUUGCAAGAGUUUCAGGGCUUGCAGUGGCAGUGCUUGUUCUCUUUUGGCCUCUUGCUUUCAAGUCUAGCUUUCUCACUCCCUCUCUCUCCCAACAAGACCUCAUCUAUGCUGUCCUUCAUCCUCUCCUCAUGGUCAUUGGGUUUAUUCUCUUAAGUGGAGAAGCAAUUUUGGUGCAUAGAUGGUUACCUGGGUCAAGGGGCUUGAAGAAAUUGGUGCAUUUGGGUCUUCAAGGGGUGGCUCUAGCUUCUGGGAUCUUUGGGAUUUGGACAAAAUUCCAAGGAAAGGAUGGUAUUGUGGCAAAUUUCUAUAGCCUACAUUCAUGGAUGGGUUUGGUUUGUGUUUCCCUCUUUGGAGUUCAGUGGUUGAUGGGGUUCCUGAAUUUUUGGCACCGAGGAGAGAUGCGGAGGGUGAGGAUAAGGAUCUUACCAUGGCAUGUAUUUCUUGGUCUCUACACUUAUGCAUUGGCAAUAGCAACAGCGGAAACUGGAUUGCUAGAGAAGUUAACAUUCUUACAGACAAAGAGAAAUGUACCCAAACGCAGCACUGAGUCCAUGUUGGUUAAUAGUUUAGGCCUCGCUCUUGCCCUCCUUAGUGCCUUUGUUAUUAUGGUUGCUGUUUCCCCUAAGUAUCAAACCCUGCAAACCAAAUUUUUCUACUCAGAUACCACUUUCUCAUCUUAA
Messenger RNA from Abrus precatorius (Indian licorice), 720 nucleotides. Its product is annotated as probable transmembrane ascorbate ferrireductase 4. The transcript is spliced from 4 exons. Bases 1 to 720 code for a protein of 239 amino acids. Gene Ontology annotation, molecular function: oxidoreductase activity. NCBI's taxonomy places the organism in Eukaryota, Viridiplantae, Streptophyta, Magnoliopsida, Fabales, Fabaceae. The record is from RefSeq and is a predicted model, not a curated record.